UACGGCGCGGUAGUGUGCGUAGCUGUUCCUGCGCGGCACGUCGGGUGAGCCCACGAGCGCGAUGGCCGAGCUAAAUCCUCUGGCCGAGGAGCUGUCGUGUUCCGUCUGCCUGGAGCUCUUCAAGGAGCCUGUCACCACCCCUUGCGGCCACAACUUCUGUAUGGCAUGCCUGGAUGAGACGUGGGUCGUCCAGGGCUCGCCAUACCGGUGCCCGCAGUGUCGCAAAGUGUACCAGGUGCGCCCGCAGCUGCAAAAGAACACGGUAAUGUGCGCCGUGGUGGAGAAGUUCCUGCAGGCCGAGCAAGCGCGGACCCCGGUGGACGACUGGAUCCCCCCUGCCCGCUCCGCCGCCUCCAGCGCAGCCACCCAGGUGGCCUGCGACCACUGCCUGACGGAGACUGCAGUGAAGACGUGCCUCGUGUGCAUGGCCUCUUUCUGCCAGGAGCACUUGAAGCCUCACAUCGACAGUCCCGCCUUCCAGGAUCACCCCCUGCAGCCGCCCAUCCGUGACCUUCUGCGCCGCAAAUGUACCCAGCACAACCGCCUUCGGGAAUUGUUUUGUCCGGAGCAUGGCGAGUGCAUCUGCCAUAUCUGUUUGGUAGAGCACAAGACCUGCUCCCCUACGCUCCUAAGCCAAGCCAGCGCCGACCUAGAGUACAAACUGAGGCAUAAACUCGCUAUCGUGCACAGUCACAUCAAUGGGGCAACCAAAGCAUUGGAGGACGUGAGAUCCAAGCAGCAGAGUGUGCAGGACUCUAUGAAGAGGAAGAUGGAACAGCUGAGACAGGAGUAUAUGGAAAUGAAGGCUGUCAUCGAUGCAGCAGAGACCAGCUCCUCGCGCAAGUUGAAGGAGGAGGAGAAGAGGGUCUAUGGAAAACUUGACACCAUCUACCAGGUUCUUCUCAAGAAGAAGAAUGAAAUGCAGAAACUGAAGGCAGAGGUUGAGCUCAUCCUGGAUAAAGGGGAUGAGUUUGAGUUUCUGGAGAAAGCUGCAAAAUUGCAAGGAGAGUCAACAAAACCAGUCUACAUCCCUAAGAUAGACCUGGACCAUGAAUUGAUAAAGGGAAUCUACCAGGGUGCAAUGGACCUGAAGAGUGAGCUGAAGCACUCCACUAAGAAGCAGCAAGAGAAGAAGGCUGAGGACCACAAUGGCUCAGGUAACAAGGGAAACCAGAUGGAGUCCACUUCGAAACCCAUACACCCUUCGAAGAAGACCACACAGGAUAAGAAGACCAAGAAAACGCCUGGCGCUCCCGGCCCUGCCUCCCAGUUCUCACCCUACAAGUUGCCCACCUUUGGAGCUCCUGGCCAAUCACUGGAUUUGAAUGCAACUUCCCCUGAUGCCGCACCCAAGGCCAGUGCUACACAGCCGAACUCUGCAGCACUCAAGGCUAAGGCGCUAGAAAACUUCUUAAACAAGUCCAGAACGGAGCUUCUGGAGUAUUUCGUGAAAGUCGUCUUCGACUACAAUACUGCCCACAACAAAGUGACUCUGUCAGACAACUACACCACCGCCUCUGUGUCGGACGGGCUCCAGCACUACCGGUCCCACCCCCAGAGGUUCACCUACUGCUCUCAGGUCCUGGGGCUGCACUGCUACAAGAAAGGCGUUCACUACUGGGAGGUGGAACUGCAGAAGAACAACUUCUGUGGCGUAGGCGUCUGCUACGGCAGCAUGGAACGGCAGGGCCCCGAGAGCCGGCUGGGCCGCAACCCCAACUCAUGGUGUGUGGAGUGGUUCAAUAACAAGAUCUCCGCCUGGCACAACAACGUGGAGAAGACUCUGCCCUCCACCAAGGCCACCCGAGUUGGUGUGCUGCUCAACUGUGACCACGGCUUCGUCAUUUUCUUUGCGGUCACCGAAAAGAUGUGUCAGAUGUAUAAGUUCAAGGUGGACUUCACGGAAGCUCUGUACCCAGCCUUCUGGGUGUUCUCGGCGGGUACCACCCUCUCUAUCUGCUCCAAGUAACCAGGUCCCUAGGCCAGCCACAGUCACUUGGGCUUGCUGGGGAACAUCCAAAACUCCGGAGGAGGGAACUCUCCUUUGGAGAACUUCUGAGUCCCUACCGGAUAAGAGAU
Molecule: messenger RNA, 2079 nt
Organism: Mus pahari (shrew mouse)
Lineage: Eukaryota; Metazoa; Chordata; Mammalia; Rodentia; Muridae
Gene: Trim25
Product: tripartite motif containing 25
Exons: 9
Coding region: 62-1969 (635 amino acids)
Molecular function (GO): protein binding
Source: RefSeq, a predicted model, not a curated record